This is a messenger RNA of Symbiodinium sp. CCMP2456, 1002 nucleotides long. NCBI's taxonomy places the organism in Eukaryota, Dinophyceae, Suessiales, Symbiodiniaceae. The record is from the annotation of a GenBank genome assembly.
AUGUGGUACCCAGAAAAAACCUUACUCCAAUUACAAAGGCCCAAAGCCCCAGUGUCUCUCGCGGAGGCCAAAUUGGAGCAGGACCGGAAGGACCAAGAGCUAUGCGAGGUCGUCCCCACAAAGGUUACCCUAGGGCAUCGUCUGUGGCUUUUGCAGCGUCUAUCUAGUUUGCUGGACGACGACUUCAAGAAGGGGAAUUUGACGAAGCUUCUGCAUGAGUGGAUGCGCCAGCUAAAGGAGGUGGAGCUUCCAAAUCAGGAGCGCGACAGCCGGCAGAGACAGCUGGAGGUGGAGCAACUCCUCCGCCGGAGUGCCGAUCCGAAGGCUUUGAACCGGUUCGGCGGCACAGCGCUCAUAAGCGCCGCGGCAGAGGGUCUGCAGGAGGUGGUCGAGGCCUUAGUGAAGGCCGGGGCCCAGCUGGAGGCUCGAAAUGAGCGUGGCGACACGGCCCUCAUUCUCGCUUCAAACAAGGGCCACUUGAAGGUGGUCGAGGCCUUGGUGAAGGCCGGGGCCCAGCUGGAGGCCCGCGAUGAGCGUGGCAACACAGCCCUCAUUCUCGCAUCACACAAUGGCCACUUGAAGGUGGUCGAGGCCUUGGUGAAGGCUGGAGCCCGGCUGGAGGCCUGCGAUGAGCAUGGCAACACAGCCCUCGUUCGUGCGUCAAGCGAUGGCCACUUGAAGGUGGUCGAGGCCUUGGUGAAGGCUGGAGCCCAGCUGGAUGGCCGCGGUUCGAAUGCCCUCAUUCGCGCAUCAGUCGGGGGCCACUUGCAGGUGGUGGAGGCCUUGGUGAAGGCUGGAGCCCAGCUGGAGGCCCGCGAUGGGGGUGGCCACACGGCCCUCGUCCGGGCGUUAGACUUUGACCACUUGCAGGUGGUCGAGGUCUUGGUGAAGGCUGGAGCGCGGCUGGAGGCCCGCGAUGAGAAAGACCCAUCCCUCGUUCGUAGGUUAGCCUGGGCCUUGAAGAAGGCUGGAGCCCGGUUCAAGGCCCGCAGGCCUUGGUGA